UCGGGCUAUCCUGCCCCGGGUGUGAUGCCUGGUGUCCCGACAGCAGACAGCCCCUUGCCAGCAAGCUCUGAGAAUGGUUCUGGAAGAAGACACUGGGGGCUGUGGAUCACGGCUGGCAUUGGUGGGACCCUGGUGGCGCUGUAUGCUGUCGUCACCCCCUUUGUGGCUCCGGCUCUGAGGAGAGUCUGCCUGCCCUUUGUUCCUGCAACUUCAGCUCAGAUUGAGAACGUCCUGAAAAUGUUACAAGGCAGAAGAGGCUCUGUAGUUGACAUUGGUAGUGGGGACGGCCGUAUUGUGAUAGCAGCUGCAAAAAGGGGAUUUGAAGCUGUUGGUUAUGAGUUAAAUCCCUGGUUAGUCUGGUACUCCAGAUACCGUGCCUGGAGGGAUGGGGUACAUCACAACGCCAAGUUUUAUAUUUCAGAUCUAUGGAAGGUUUCUUUUUCACGUUAUACAAAUGUUGUUGUUUUUGGGGUACCUCAAAUGAUGCCGGAGUUGGAGAAGAAACUCAAAGAAGAACUUGAAUGUAAUGCCAGAAUCAUAGCUUGUCGUUUUCCAUUCCCCUGCUGGAUCCCAGAUCUUACAACUGGAGAGGGAGUAGACACUGUAUGGGCCUAUGAUUUGAAAUAUUCUGGAGGAUUUGAAGCAAGAAACUUGAAAACUACACCAGAAAGAGAAUCUUGAACAUCCAGUGUGUUUAUGUACUGAAAUUUUCAGCUUUGACUUCAUUUGUUCCAUGAUAAGUGUAACGCAAAAUAUACCUCAGGGUAUGGAGGGCUAUAUUCUCUAAAAUGAUGGGGAGUACACUGAUUAUUUGAAAACAUAGAAAGGUAUAGUUUAAGGAUGUAAUGUGGUUGAUAAAAGAAUGAGAAAUCGUUACAGAAAUCAAUAACUGUGAUAUGGAAAAUGGAGUAAAACAAGGUACAGUAAUGUUAAGGGGAACUCGUAAGUUCAAAUACUUGAAUUGGCUAACCUAAAAUGUGUGUUCUUUUUGAUCUUAUGUAACGUUUGCUACUGUUUUUGGGGGUGGUAUGCCAUUAGCUUCUCAAAUGAGCCGUAGUUCCCAAAUGUCUUCAUUAGUUAAGCUAAACAAGCAUAAUCAAUAUACAUCAUACAUCAAACCGAUGCAAACUGAGUGUGGAGAGGCUGGUAUUUUGCACUUCAGUCAUAAAUGUGUGUUUUUAAAUGGGAUACGACACAACAAGCAAAUAUAAUGAGUACAUUUGUUAACAGAAUUGCAUCCCUUCAUUCUGAUUGUGCAUCUUUAUUUCUAUGGAGAUAAAACUGCAGGAAUGAGCUCUUGCUGGCAUAGGUCUUCGCAGAUGACCCUGAUUUUGUCCUAAGGUCUCUGAUUUGCAGUGGGGAGCUAUCACUGCUUUAAGGUUGUCCUUUUCUAACAUGGUUGCAACUCUUGUCUGUUUUGUAACAUUCUGCUUACUUUACCUUUCUUUUGGUUCUUGAGUAAAGUUUGACCAUCUUCUCCAAUUAACAAUAAGUGAAAAUAAAAUAGUAGCCUGCCUUGGCCCCAUUAUAAAACAACAGAAUGGCUGCAAGGGGCUUCCAAAGAUAAUUUAGUUCAAUCCUCCUCAAGCAAGGCUGGCUAGUCGGUUGCCCAUGGUCGUGUCAGUCAGCUUCUGAAUAUCUCUGAGGAGGGAGACUUUGCUAUGUAGUGUCCAUGUAAGUUUGUCAGACCUCUGUAUGUGAACUAUCUGUAGAACUAAGCUGGAACAAGUUAGGAAUUUGUCACCUGACCAGACACUUUUUUUGGGUCAACAAAAUGCCAACAAAAAGCGAUGUUUCAUUAGCAGUUGAAAAGGUGUAUUUCUUGGGCUUACAGUAUGUGACUUGAAAAUAAAUGGUACAGUAGAAUCUCAUGUACACAAAAAGAAGAAGGGAGCAAAUGUAUGUGCUAGAGCCUGCAAUGGAAAGGAUGAUUGCAGUCUUGCAUAUGGUCAAGUGCAGCUGUGAACAUCAAGACUAUCUCUUGAUGAAUACUUAUUACUGGUGAACCAACCUUUACAGCAUUUCACUACAGUGUCACAUAGAUCUUGUUAAACUACGCUAAACCCUUUCAAUGUUAUUUAAGAGAUGUAAGUAUUACAGUGAUAUGACUGGGUAUAGUGGCUUAUCUAAAAUGUCUAUGUUUAAUAUCCAUUUAAUGGCCUUAAAACUACAAUCUCAAAGGAUGUCUGAAACUGUUUCUACUAAAGUAGACUAUACAGAAGGGAUGUUAGCUUACCAAGCCGGGAGUCCUUCCCUGACUAUUUGUAAAGAGGAAGAAGCAAAAGAUUUUGAUAAAGUAAGGUUUGUCUCAUCUGUCAUGCUUUGCUUUGACCCAUCUUUCUGCUACUUGCUUUCACUGACAUUUACUCAUGUUAGAUUGCCUGGAAUGAAGCAGAUAUAUUUUCCCUUGUGUUUGGCUAUGUAUUUGUCUAUUGUAUUAUAAUUUACUUGCCUGUUAACACAUUAAUCUGAUUUUCCCAGUUCUGCCUUUAAAGACUGUGGUGUGGACUUCUUAGUUAUCAUCUACUGCUCCAGAAAUACUUGUUGAAGAGAGUGAGGUAGAAUUAAUGAUGUGGUGGCCUGAGCUUCAAGAACAUUAAGUGCUGUUCUCAAGGCAAGGAGGAAUUUAUGAUAGCUUUUAAAGCAAAGCAGAGGCCUAUUUCUUACUCUGGACAUACACCUUUUGUUAAGGAUCUACACUGAGAUAAGCAGUGGUCUAUAGGGUUUUUAUUCCUUAUUAUAUUAAGGAAUGCAGUGCAUUUCUUGUUUUCAUGCCUGAAGUGCAAAACAAAGUGAAUUGUUCUGUUUAUACAGGGAACUGAGAAAGCAUUUUCUUUUUAUGUCAUUUUCAGUUUUCACAAUCACUUACUAGUAUUUAAUCGAGUAAGGUAUCAAACGAGCAUAACCAUGGCUUCAGUUUUCACUGUAUGAAUUAUAUUGCUACACUUCCAAUUGCUCAGAUAAUUAUGAUUUCAUUGAUGUGCUGCUUCAAAGUACCAACUUGUUACUUUUGAAAACUAAAAAAGCCUUUGAGAACAGGCUUAAUCAAAUUAUAGUGCCAGACUAAAGCCACAAGAAGGAAACCCCCAAGCUAUGCAUACUGCUGUUCAAAAUUAAGGUAAUUCAGAUGCACAGAAAAAAAACAAAAACAAUUGUUUUAUCUUUGAUUGUUUUCUAGUAGAAUCACCUGAGUUUUGGGAGCUACUUGUCCCUUGAUGUAUCUUAGCAGAGAAGAAAUGUUGCUGCAUUGCCAAAUGAGUAAUGCUUUACUGAAGUUCAGUAGAAUUUGAUCUGUGUGAAAAUAAAUCAUAGUUCUUCGGGCAGUGGUUUGAUUACGAGAGAGCCAUCUGAUAUGCACAUUGCUUGGUGUAUGUUGCACAGUCAGUAUGGCUACUCCAGUCUCAACCAAGCUUGUCCAGAUCUGUGUAUUUGUUUGAUGAGCUUUAGGCAUUUCUGUAUUACUAGGUGUUUUCAAGUUCUUGACUUACCCUCUGGAGUGUGAUAAUAUGCUGUCAUUUAAUCUAAUACUGCUCCAAGGAAGCUCAUCCUCCAUCUCUGCAUUGCUGUUUAUUUGUGACUCAUGAAUUGUAGCCAGGUAAGGAGAUGCAAAAUCAAAUUUAUAAUACAGUGCUUCAUUUCAGAAGGGUAGGGGAAUGAGUAUUAUGUGUGGGGAAAACACUUCCAGGGCCCAGGCUUAGGGAAAGUCUUUUAACUUUAAUAAAGGAUGUGUCUCAUGAGGCACCAGAGAUCACCUACAUUCUGCACUGGUAUUGUUUUUAAGACAUUUCUCAUCUGAACGUACUUUAAAAAAAUGUUACCACCAUUGCAAUACCAUUAAGAGAUCUGAAGAGGAAGUAGGCAUAGGUAACAUCUUUUCAUGUUCUAUGUUUUGUACUGCGGGGUGAAGAGAGGAAGGGUAUCUAUAGGCAGAGUAUGGCACUUUGAACCAUUCCAAAAGCAGUCUGACAGACUAGCAUCAUAUAUCUGUGUAUUACUCAUUGGAUUUGUGCAUUCGUAUUAAGAAUGAGCUGUGGGGAAAUGAGAGUCAGAAGUGAGUCUGAUGCCAUUAGGCUUGAUUGGAACAGGGAUUUCUCAUUGAUUACCUCAGACUUCUGUAGUUUAUUUUUAUUAUGGUUUGCAAAUACUGAAGCAUUAUUCAAGGAAACAUGAUUCUUUCGAAUACAUGAUUCAAGAGGGCACUCUAACAUCGGAUUUAAUGACAAUAAAUUCUGAUUUAAGUUAUUUUUCUUUUCCUAAGUUUGCAGUUUGCAUAUGUCUAGAUUUAUGAUGUAGCUGCAACCUGUUCCCCCCCCCCUCUCCCCUGCAGAAAUAGCUCAUUUCUGCCAGAAGAAUUCUGGAAUUCUUGAUUAAAAAUGUGGCUUCUAUAUUUAAUUGUUAAAAAAUUACUCCUGUGUGUGAAAGCUGUAAAAAUGAAUCUUGGUAUUUUUUUUUUGUUGGUUAAUCUUUAUUCAUCCUCGUAUCCUUAACUUAAGAAGACUUUAUUAGUUGGCUCUUUCUUUGUUCUGUUUUUUUAUUUCUUCCUCUUAUUUCAGCAUUUGUUUUUAUUUUUCAUAAUGUCUUACAGUUUUGAUUAUGUGCUCUCACAAAUUCUUCUUCUGUAAACUGGUAGCUUUAUUUUAUCAGCAAACCUUGUAGGAAGACUUAGUGUUUUGCAGGAAUGUCUUUUUUCUCUGUAGAUUUUUUUUUUUAACAUGUAUUUAACUUUAAACCCCUUGUUUUAUUUAGCUGUCUGUAUGCUGACACAGCAUGAUUUUUAUUUCCAGUAAAUGAAAGAAAAACACAUCCAUCCAUAUGGUUUUGAGACUGAAAAACAGCCUUGGUCUACAACAAUUCUGGCUGUUUAGUAGUUUUAAGUACUUAAUUUAGCAUUUUUAUUAUAUUUCAUCACUUGGGAAAUGAACACAGGCCUUUUACCCAUUCAGUAGUUCUUCUCGUUGGGUUAUUUGUUCAGGUGGGAUUUUUGCUGAUUUCUUUUUCUUAGUAUAAUGUUGGGUUUUCUAUUACAGACUUCGGUUGAAAUGUGGAACUAAUGUUUUUGCUGUGAAUUGCUGAGUAGUCCCUGAAAAAUCACUGUAAUACAGCCAAGUGAACUGCUAUGAUUGGUUAAAAAAAAAACCAAGUUGGUUAAGUUUAAGUUUAAAAGUUAAAAAAAGCCAACUGCUUUACCAGUAAAUGUGAAGGGAUACUUCUUGGUUUACUGUGUGUGCUGUGCUCUUUGAAAAUAAAGUAUGUUUUGCAAGACCCUA
Messenger RNA from Centrocercus urophasianus (Greater sage-grouse), 5267 nucleotides. It is a transcript of the gene ATPSCKMT, whose product is annotated as ATP synthase c subunit lysine N-methyltransferase. Gene Ontology annotation, cellular component: mitochondrion. The record is from RefSeq and is a predicted model, not a curated record. Gene Ontology annotation, molecular function: protein-lysine N-methyltransferase activity. The transcript has 5 exons. NCBI's taxonomy places the organism in Eukaryota, Metazoa, Chordata, Aves, Galliformes, Phasianidae. The coding region runs from base 25 to 681 and encodes 218 amino acids. Gene Ontology annotation, biological process: regulation of mitochondrial ATP synthesis coupled proton transport; positive regulation of proton-transporting ATP synthase activity, rotational mechanism; peptidyl-lysine trimethylation.